AGGAGAUGGGAAUUGUUUGCCUUUUGUACUUGAUUGCACCUUAUUAAUUGCCUUCGCCUUCGGCUCAACAGAAGAGGGGAAGAUCGUAAAAAGUAUUGUUAUCUCAUUCACCUAAUGUGAGCCAAGAAAGAUGUGAAGUAUAUGUUACAAAAGAGGCAGGUGCUAUCGGCCGAAUCUCUUGGUCAAAUGGUGCCAUUUGUCGUCCUCAAAGUUCCAAUUGAGUCUAUGAUGGUUGGAACUUACUGAAUUUCAUAUCAUUAUACUCUAUCCUUGAAAGCUGCCCCUUAUCAAUCUAUCAUUGUCGUGAUAUCGCUCUCUCCAGAAACAUAGGAUGAGAUUGACACAAGACGCAAACAUAUACUUUGGUUCCUGAUCUUGUCCAUCAUGCCAUUACUUGAUCUCAGCUUACCAUUCGGCUUGGCCUGCAUGUUCGAUACGGUCUGGAUAUACACUUAUGCUCAUGUCCUGCAUUUCACUCGAAAUGUAAUCGAUAUGAAGUUGUACAACUUUAUCACCAUCCGGAUUCGGGUAGUAUUCCCGCCUUGUCCCAACAGUGAACGAUGCACCGCGCCUUGGUAUUUACACACGACUCCUGGAAUAUAUGCAGGUAUCCCACCAUUGUGAUUGGAUAUUCCAUUUACCAGCCUUGGCUGACAUUGUGAAUAUAUCGAAUCGAUAAGUACCAUUGAUUGGUUUCUUAUCUUACACCUGCAUUUGCGGUAAAUGAAGGAAAGAUAUGCGGGGAAUGUGUCAAAGGGAAUGGAUGAAUGAAUGGCCAGCUUAACGAUCAAUUGGGAGUUGUAUCAUUUGAUAAUCAAUUGAUAAAUGAAAGUUGGGAUGUGGUGGAACUUGUGUGCUUCGUAGAAAUGAAGGAGUGAUAAUCGAAAUAAAAGAAGAUAUCGGCAUCGGAGGAUCCGUUUCGGGUCCCAACGGUCGGGUGGCUACAGAUUGAUCAUCAAAUCAAAUUCUUCUUCGAUUCAACUCAAAAAGUACUCGAGUACAUCUAAACAACUUCAAUAUCUAUCAAAAUGUCAACAGAACCGAUUUCAGUCUUGUUCGUCUGCUUGGGAAACAUUUGUCGUUCAACCAUGGCAGAGGGAAUCUUUAGAUCCAUGGUCUCCCAGGGUCCUUACGCAUCCUUGAUAUCUAAUGUUGAUUCAUGUGGAACUGCAGCCUAUCAUACUGGAUCUUCCCCAGAUUCACGUACCAUGGCUACGCUUAGAGAGAAUGGAAUUUGCGAUUAUAAGCACAAGGCUAGAAAGGUUUUUAUCAAUGAUUUCAAGAAUUUUGAUUAUAUCUUUGCUAUGGAUAGCAACAAUCUUGAAGAUCUUCUCUCCUUGGAAAAGAGAACUGAGGGUAAAGCAAAAGUUAUGUUAUUUGGAGAGUAUGCAGGAGGUUCUAGCCCCGAGGAAGUAGAUGAUCCUUAUUAUGGUGGGAAUGAUGGAUUCAAGGCUGCUUAUGAACAGUGUACGAGGUUUUCCAAGAAUUUCUUGAAGUCGACUUUUCCGGAUGUUGAGGAUUGAGGGGGAUUUGAUGUUUGAUGCCAUGUAUAUAUGGAUAGAAGGAUAAAGAUCACAAUUAUAUGAAUGCCCAUUAGUCAGUCCAUGUAUGAGUGGGGGAUGCAAUUUGACUUCCCGAGAAGAUUUUUGCUAUCAUAAUGACAUGCAUGGCAAAGUCUUCUUUUCAUAGUGAUUUUAUGACAUUAUCAAAAUGUCGGUGAGCACAUAUCCCAUGAGAGGAGUGUCUGUCAACAUAAACUUUCUCACAAAGGAACUGUGCAAGACGAAUAGCAAUCGCAUCUUCUGGAAUCAACGAGGUCUAAAGCAUA
This is a messenger RNA of Botrytis byssoidea, 1828 nucleotides long. RefSeq lists its product as uncharacterized. The transcript is spliced from 3 exons. Gene Ontology annotation, biological process: protein dephosphorylation. NCBI's taxonomy places the organism in Eukaryota, Fungi, Ascomycota, Leotiomycetes, Helotiales, Sclerotiniaceae. The record is from RefSeq and is a predicted model, not a curated record. Gene Ontology annotation, molecular function: non-membrane spanning protein tyrosine phosphatase activity; acid phosphatase activity. The coding region runs from base 1029 to 1523 and encodes 164 amino acids. Gene Ontology annotation, cellular component: cytoplasm.